AAAGAUAAAAUUCAACGCAGCUAGAGAUUUUGUGACAACGUCAACACAAGACCAGAACACAACAAGCAGUCAAAGCAAACAGACAACGACACAAAGCAAUGGCUCUCAAUGUUCACCGUAACACUUUGUGGACACAUAAUACAAACAAUAUUGGACAUUUAGGACUUCACAGUGAAACCAGAAAUUUGACUAGUACCAGAAAUACUUGUGCCAAGAAACAUUUUGGUGUUCUGAUAACUGCUUUGAAUAAUAGUGAAAAACAGAAUUUCAGAAUCAUGAGUGGACACAGGCGUGAACUAGAACAAUCAUUGCUGGCUCUUUCUCAGAGAAUGCGAGAAAUCAACGAAAGCAGAUUUUCACCACCUGCUUCUCGGAAGACUUCUUUCCCACAAAAAGACUCUAGGUCUGUGUCGGAUGCAAGCACAUUUUCAUUUGGAUCAUCAAGAUCCAGUGUUUCGUCGUAUAAUUCUUUUUCGAAAUAUAUUGGUCGGAGACUUUCACCGGUAAAGGGGAAGAGGAAAUCGCGGAAUUCUAUUGAUACAGAGAAUAACAAACCAGAAAAUGGAGAGAAAAGGGAGCGGCGCUUUGCGACUAUUUCUCCGCCAGACAUCGGGGAACUUCAGAAAAUGUCUGAAAACUCAUCAGAACUUGCUGAAAAAUCUAAUUUCUCUUUAACAGACUUGCAAGAGAGAGUCACUUUACGCAAAAGUUGCGUUCGCAUCACUCCAUUUCCAGAUCUUCCACCUGAUAUUGAAAACACAGACAAGGAGGAAACAUCUUCAAUUUCAUUUGACGAAACUGGCAGUACCACUACCCCAAGACGCUCUACUCGAAAAAGGUCUAAAGCCAGAAAAAAGUCCAGCAAAGGGAGCAUUGAGGAAGCCCCAAUUCACGAGCAAGAAACAACCCGCAAUAACCCACAUGCAAGAAUGAUUGCUCUGCAAAAACUUCAGAUGGAAACGCAGAAGAGAGCUGCACUUGCUGAAAAACAAAGACAGGAAUUGAUCAAGAAAAACCGCAAAGAGGUGACCGAGAGUUUUCGUUAUUCCCACGCCAUAGAACAAUUCAUAAAAUCAAGACGACAAAAUUCUAAAAUCACCAUGUCUGAGGUCCCGGAUGAAGUUGAGUAUGAUGCUGAGGGACGGGAGAUUCGCCGGCUCGGGCCCUCUGUUUUGUCGGUCAUAAAUUUUGACGACAUAUAUAGAAUGACAGUUCGACGCAGACGUCACACAACAACAGGUCUUGGGGAGAAACGACCCAGUUUUUACAGAAUGAAAUCAAGAAAAUCGAUUGCUUCCGUUUAUCACCCUUUGCCGGACAUAAACAAGGAAUCCAAAACAAACUCAGUUGAAAACCCCUUGUCCACAAAAAAAUUUCAUCCAAAAGACAAUCUUCCACCACUUGCAGAGAAUCAAGUUGUGGUGACGUAAAUCUUAUAAAGUGUAGGGAAACAAAUUGUCAGUAUGAUAUUGCAUAUCUUGUUUAUAUUUUUUCAUAUAGUUGUUGUUACAUUCUUGAAAGCUUCUUCUUGCCGAGAUAAACUAAAGAUGAAAUGCAUGUACAUACAUGUAUAUUUCGCUUAUGUACUUGCCAUUUACAUCACUGUAUAAGUACAUGUAAUUAAUAUCGUUGAAAUGAAAUUUCAUAAGCAUUUAGGGUAUACUUGCCAAGGCUAUCAAAAAUUAAACUUAUUUAGCCCAAAAAGUGUUCAUUUAUUUUAUUGCUAAAAUUUCAUCGAGUUAUAUCUGUUCACACCGAAGCCGAAUGUGCGCUAUGUAUUGUAGUUAUUACCACUUUUCCUUUUGCAAUACUACAUAUGGUUCGGAAGUUAACAACAGCGCUGCAGUUUGUUCCCCAAAUUGCAUGAUUGCCAAAUUGGCAGUGACAUAGCUAUAAGACAAGGCCAUAUUUGUAGACUAUAAAGCUAAGAU
This is a messenger RNA of Saccostrea echinata, 1931 nucleotides long. RefSeq lists its product as uncharacterized. NCBI's taxonomy places the organism in Eukaryota, Metazoa, Mollusca, Bivalvia, Ostreida, Ostreidae. Bases 99 to 1430 code for a protein of 443 amino acids. The transcript has 2 exons. The record is from RefSeq and is a predicted model, not a curated record.